AUGACUGAAAAUAUCAAUAAUUUUUGUCUUGAUAGUAAUUUACGUUAUCGUUUUGAAUAUUUAUCAAAAUUUUUUGAUUUUACAAAUGAUGAUAUCAAAAUUCUUAAUGAAUUAUCAACAUAUGUUCAACCAAUAAUUCCUGUUAUUGUUGAUACAGUUUAUCGAAAAUUAUUUUCAUUUGAUAUAACAAAACAAUAUUUCUUUCAUAAUUAUUCAUGUUUUGGAACAUUCUUUUCAUCAACAAAUAAUACAAAUGUAUCAUUUAAUUGUGAAGAAAUUGAAUAUCGAAAAAAUAUGUUAAGCAAAUAUUUAAAUAUAAUUCUUACACAAGAAGAAUGGAAUGAUUCAUUUCUACGAUAUUUAUCUUUUGUUGGACAAGUACAUACACAUAAAAUGGGUACACCAACAAUUCAUGUUGAUUAUAUACAUGUUCUUGCUUUAAUUGGUUUUAUUGAACAUGUUAUUAUUGAUACAAUAUGGAAAAUAGAUAAUAUUGAUUAUCAAAGAAAACAUCGAGCAAUAUUUGCUAUUAAUAAACUUUUUUGGAUUCAAAAUGAAUUUUUUAAAAUACAUUAUUAA
Molecule: messenger RNA, 579 nt
Organism: Rotaria sp. Silwood1
Lineage: Eukaryota; Metazoa; Rotifera; Eurotatoria; Philodinida; Philodinidae
Source: the annotation of a GenBank genome assembly